AUGGCGCCCUCGCUACCGCAGGAUCCGGCCGAUCCAUCCAAAAAGAAGGCGCCCAGCGCUCUGCGCUCCGUCAUCGCCGGAUCUACCGCCGUCGCCAAAACACGCUCGCAAUUGAACCGACGCUUGGAGGCUGGCAAGAAGCUUCCCUGGCCGCCGUUUGGCUCGCAGUGGUAUGCGGGUUGCACAACCCUGAUCAUCGGCAACUCGGCCAAAGCUGGCAUCCGCUUUGUCGCUUUCGACCAGUAUAAGAGCAUGCUGGCUGAUGAGAAUGGCAAGCUCACCGGCCCUCGCACAGUCCUCGCCGGUUUCGGUGCCGGCGUCACAGAAUCACUCCUCGCAGUCACCCCUACCGAGAGUAUCAAGACGACCUUGAUCGACGACCGCAAACGAGCCCAGCCACGCAUGCGCGGCUUCCUACAUGCUGUGCCGAUUAUUGCAAAGGAGCGAGGUCUCGCAGGGUUCUUCCAGGGUUUCGUUCCCACGACCCUUCGCCAGAGCGCAAACAGUGCGGUCCGCUUCGGCAGCUACACAUCCCUUCGACAGCUCGCCGAGUCAUGGACCGCACCAGGCGAGAAGCUCGGCACCAUAUCGACGUUCACCAUCGGUGGUCUGGCCGGCUUGAUUACGGUUGCUGUCACCCAGCCUCUGGACACCAUCAAGACCAGGAUGCAGAGCCCCGAAGCCAAAGCAGUAUACGGCAACACCCUCCGCUGUGGCACAAUGAUCUUCAAGAAUGAAGGCAUCACCACAUUCUGGAGUGGCGCGCUCCCUCGCCUCGCCCGAUUGGUUCUCAGUGGUGGUAUCGUCUUCACCAUGUACGAGAAGAGCAUGGAGUUGAUGAACAGAAUGGACCCUGAAAUGCGCGCAGCACCCGCUGACACGUGGUUUCCGGUCGGACGCCUCUCCUCGUUCCCCGAAGUCGGCGAAGAUGAUGAGGAUCUCGUCCACCCACGUGAGUGCAGCGCCACGGCCAGACCGGGCUGCAAAGUAUUCAAUGUGCCAAAGGACGAUCUGUCCAAACGAAGCGAGGUGUUGAUCACAACGGACGGGCUUGGACUCAUGGAUGAAGAAGGGCAGGCACUACAGGACCAGGUGUUGAUUUUCAAGCAUAGGGGCAAGAUGCAUGCCAUAGACCACAAAUGCCCGCAUUCAUCGUUCCCGUUAUCGCGGGGUAUCCCCUUUGACAUUGAGGACUUUGGCGUCGUCCUCAGCGCAGGCAUUACGUGCCCCAAACAUAGCUGGUCGUUCGACCUAUUCACGGGAAACGCAGAUCGCGGAGGCUAUAAGCUGCCGAUCUGGAAGGUCGAGCUGAGGGAUGUCAAGGCCUCGGAACCAGGAUCUGAUGAGCUACACGAUAAGGAAGUUUGGAUCGUCGAAAAUGGCCGCAUCAGAUCACGCCGGAGCGCUCGCUUCAGCACGUCCGAUGAGGCUGCCGUUCCUGCUACGUACAGAUCGGGCGGCGCGUCCGACGAUGGGGAGUACAUGGAUGCCCACUCGCUGCUCAUGCAAAAGUACCGCGAAGUGCCGGUAUGGUGGUACAUGGGCACGCUCGUGGUCGCCACAGCCCUCGGCUUUGCAGGCGUGGGCGCUUGGUCAACGUACACGACCUGGGGUGUUGUGCCACAUAGUGUUCUGCUGGCGCUGGUCUUUGUGGUCCCCGUAGGCAUCGUCAAGAGCAUAACCGGUAUCGAGGUGCUUCUCAACGUUUCAGCCGAGUUUAUUGGCGGUAUGACCAUCCCAGGCAACGCUCUCGCAAUGAACUACUUCAAGACGUACGGCCCACUACUUGAAGCUUCCUCCACGUGUGACCUUUUCUGGCCAGAUGAUCGCCACGCUGAUAUCAACAUUUUCCUCCUCGGCGUCCCCUCGUUCCAAAUCGACAUUCCUAGAGUGUGCGCUGCCGAAGCCCCCAUGCGCUUCACCUGUCCGGCCCUGAACUCAUACUUCACAUCUUCCGUCCUAUGGGGCACCAUUGGCCCUGUCAAGAUGUUCUCCCGUAAGGGCCAAUACGCACCGCUUCUUCUGGGACCCCCACUGGGCGCCCUCACGCCCCUAAUCUUCUGGGAUCUCAUGAAGUUGAUGCCCCGCAGUCGCUGGGUCUGUCAGGUUCAUCCCGUGGCAUCGUGGUACGGCGGCGUCUUCUGGGUGCCCUACUCUUUCAGCUACGCCUGGCCCGCGGUGCCGGUGGCAUGGCUUAGCUGGAUCUACAUCAAGAGCCGCUUUCUUGCGUUCUGGAGCAAGUAUAAUUUUGUCCUUUCGGCCAGUUUCAGCGCUGCCAUUGCCAUCAGUGGCAUCGUCAUAUUGUUCAGUGUGCAGUGA
This is a messenger RNA of Emericellopsis cladophorae, 2319 nucleotides long. Its product is annotated as putative mitochondrial carrier-like protein. Gene Ontology annotation, molecular function: 2 iron, 2 sulfur cluster binding; oligopeptide transmembrane transporter activity. The coding region runs from base 1 to 2319 and encodes 772 amino acids. The record is from RefSeq and is a predicted model, not a curated record. NCBI's taxonomy places the organism in Eukaryota, Fungi, Ascomycota, Sordariomycetes, Hypocreales, Bionectriaceae. The transcript has 10 exons. Gene Ontology annotation, biological process: mitochondrial citrate transmembrane transport.